Lodderomyces elongisporus is the source of this 2175-nucleotide messenger RNA. RefSeq names its product Cst5p (gene CST5). The transcript has a single exon. The coding region runs from base 1 to 2175 and encodes 724 amino acids. Lineage: Eukaryota; Fungi; Ascomycota; Pichiomycetes; Serinales; Debaryomycetaceae. The record is from RefSeq and is a predicted model, not a curated record.
AUGAAAGACAUUAUUCCUCAUAACAAAGAGCGAAACAAAAGAAACAACGAGACAAAGUUGGAAAACACUGGUGGAAUAUCAUCAUCCAAACUACAUUGGCGAGGCGUGCCAAAAAGAACAAAGAGUCCUCUCUUUUUUCAUCCUCCUCCUCCUCCCCCUCCCCCUCUUCCUCCUCCUAUUUUUUCUUCUCCUUCAUCAUCCUCAUCACCACCAUCAUCAUCUCCUGGAAAAUCGGGGAUUUCAAACACCGAAAGAAUACUUGAUCCAAAAACUAAUGCUAAUGCACCACGUAUUUCGAUACAACAUGUGGAUUUUGUUGCAAAAGGGGAAGCGUGUUUAAGUAAACGCUCAAAUGGACUGUCGCCUUCUUCUCCGGAAGAAGAGUUUUGGAAUCUGAGGUCUGGACUUCGCAAGUUUGAUAAGAACUUCCCUACAAUUGACGGUAAACAGAGCUCUUUGUCUCCAGAAGAAGGGUUGGGCUCUUCAUUUGCGCAGAUUUUGAAAUUGAAUACUCCGCCGAGUGAGCCAAAGAAUUUGCUCGAGCUGGCUUUGUGUGUUUCUGACAAGUCCAAACAUAUAAGGAAAAACUCUUAUAGCCACUCGCAUUCACCAAUAACAAUUGUGCCGGAAGAUUCAAAGUCGACUUGUUUCAUAUGCAAAGAAUUAUUACUGGCGGUUCUCAAAAGUGAACGAAUCAUUACAUUGUGUUGUGGCGAUGCUGUACACCUUGAGUGUUUUAUAGCUUAUUUCAAGAAAGAGCUUGUGAGCAAUGUCGAUAGUAGGACUGGUAUUCUUCAAAAAUCAAUGAUUAUGUCAAAGGAUUGCAAUGGUGACAAAUGCAGAGGACAACAUAAGGCCGAAAUUGAUAGGAGACAAUAUCACGAAGCGUUGCGUACUGGACAGCCUCAGUUGACGCCAUUGCGACCAGCGCCAGCACAGCCGAAACUACGGUCCAUUAGUUCAGACCCGUAUGACUCGCUGAAAACUGCUGACAAAACUUCUCACCUCAAGUUGCCUGAACGCAAUGCAAGGCGCAAGUCGUUGCCGGAAAGUGACAACUUUAAAGCAUUAAGGUCUACCUUAAACGAGCAGACAACGCAAUUAGUGCAGAAAACUUCGACUAAUGCAAGGGAAAACAAAGUUGAUCAUGAGCGGGUACUGCCGCCUCUUUCUUCGAACAAAGAGUAUAUAGUUACAGCGAAAAACUCAGAAGCCAAAAGUGGAUAUUCCCAAAUUGGAGUUCAAACUGUUUUGAAAGAGAGCACAAAAAGAAGAGAGAACGACGAAGCAAUGAGGUUGCCGAAACAAAACAGCCUUGUAAAGAGCGAAGGUAAGGGUAAGGUUGAGCGUGAGUGUGAGCAUGAUGGUGAGGUUGUGGGUGAUGGUGACGGUGAUGAUGAUGAUGACGGUGAAGUUGAGGAUGAGCGUGAGCGUGAGGGUAGCGGUGACGUUAUUAAAAUUAAUGGUAAAUACGGCGAUGAAAGUAUUGUAAAGGAAGAUGAAGAUGAUAUAAAUGAUCUGUUGGUGCAAUUCAUGGUAUCAAAUUGUUCACAUAUAAAAGUCUCAAAGCUAAUUCAGUUUGGUAAUCUACGAGUUGCCGAUCGUUUACAAGUUUUGUUUAAUGACGAGGUCAAAUACGAGCUAAAAUACUCCUUUUUGUUUGAAAAAUAUCUUGCAAUAUGGGAUGUUUCGAGCGAGCCUGUAUUGAUUGAUAUGAGUCAUGCUGAAGUGACGAUCCUAGCCCAGAGCUUAAAAAUCGUGUGCUCGACACAGCUGCUCAAUAAGAAACUUUUUACUGUCUCCUUACGAUCCAGUGCAGCUUCGGUGUUUGAGAAAUGGAUUAUUAUGUUAAUGGACAAGACUUUGGAAUUACCAAAGAAGAAAAUCACAAGCACGAUUGAGUUGAAGAAUUUGAUAAAAAGCAAUGAAAUGGUAUUCAAGUUCGGAAAUCAAGAAGGGAACAAGCAAAUCGGACUUCGAAAAGCGCUAAUUGCUAAUUCUAAGCACAAGAGAAAUUCAUACACUAAUGAAACUAUGUUGUCUAAACAAUUGGAAGAAUCGUGUAUUGAGAACCGAAGAAGUUCCAAACCUGUAUCUUUUGAAAGAUCAGAAACAUAUGACCUGGAUGUGGACUCCGAUGAAGAGUUGAUCAACUCUGCAUUGAGGCAAAAUUAG